UAUUCUCAGUUAAUAGUCAAUAUGGUGCUCUUGAUACUGAUGACAGUGAGUUUGGUCGUCUUGUUUGUGCUUGUGUAAGGUUGAGUUAAAGAAAAGAAUAAAAUCGUAUCUUGCUUUGCAGGAAAAGUAUUCCAGAGUUUUUAAAGAAACAUUUCUACUUGGUCUUAACCAUAAUGUCUGUCGUCACCAUUCUAUUUCUUGUAUUUGCAUCCAUGAUGAACAUUCAGUGGAAUAAUGUCACCGUUUGUAUAGUGCUUUGGAUUAUCGCCAUUCUGACAUCUGCUGUUUUCGCCACUUUGGUCGCAUUUAUUGAAUGGAAAUGUGCUCUAAUAUCAUUGGCUGUAACGACUGUGACUACAGUGAUGGUUAUCUUGUUGGCUUUCAACCUGCCGCCAUUGAAUACAAAGGGGUUCAUCUUCUUCGGUACUAUAUCAGGCCUCCUUACAGUUUUAGAUAUCGUUGCAGACAUUUGGAAUUUAUUGACCGGAGGAAAAAUUACUGUACUCUGCAUACUGAGAGCAGUU
Messenger RNA from Trichobilharzia szidati, 524 nucleotides. The record is from the annotation of a GenBank genome assembly. NCBI's taxonomy places the organism in Eukaryota, Metazoa, Platyhelminthes, Trematoda, Strigeidida, Schistosomatidae.